This is a messenger RNA of Necator americanus (New World hookworm), 366 nucleotides long. RefSeq lists its product as uncharacterized. Bases 1 to 366 code for a protein of 121 amino acids. The record is from RefSeq and is a predicted model, not a curated record. Lineage: Eukaryota; Metazoa; Nematoda; Chromadorea; Rhabditida; Ancylostomatidae. The transcript is spliced from 6 exons.
AUGGCGAAGCAUACUGAGAACUCCUUCACUUUAAAGUCGUUAGAUGAAGGGUUGAUCCAAGAAAGAAAGGUGUUCGAAGACCUAUUUAAUGAAUCAGAGAGAAGAAACCGUACUCUAGGAGUGCGAUUAAUGCGUGUAGCCGAUGACCUACACGCAUUACGGCGAAUUAUGCCAGGAGGCUAUCCUCUCGUAUUUGGUAACAGUGAUAAUAAAAGGCAUUCUGGUCAAUACGAAGCUGAGGGACUACAGAUGUUGGGCAAAAAAACUGAAGACCAGUUGCCUUGGGGUGACAAGGACGAUGUGUCCCUCUCGUUUGGUGACCUGUGGCUAACCACAGUGAAAGGGCGAAAGUGCCUAGUGAUUUGA